ACCGUCAUACGUUGCAUAUUUCUAUACCUCAUGUCAUCUACGGGCCUCAACUACGUUUCGCCAGCAGCAGCGGCCACUGUCUUUCCUCAUCGCUCGUGUCUGGGUUUGGCUCGUGCGAACAUAGUAGUAGGGGCAGCGAGGUCGAGGACGAAGAGAGCGUUUGAGCUGAGAGCGGUGGCGGAGACGACGGGGAUGGAGGCAGUGGAGCUAAAGAAGGGCAUAGCCGAGUUCUACGACGAGUCGUCUGAGGUCUGGGAGGAUCUCUGGGGUGACCACAUGCACCACGGCUUCUACGACCCCAAGGCCGAUGACGUUUCGGUCUCCGACCACCGCGCCGCCCAGAUACGGAUGAUCGAGGAGGUGCUCCGAUUCGCCGGUAUUUCUGAGAAGAAGCCAAUAGGGGAAGAUAAGAAAGUGGUGGAUGUGGGGUGUGGGAUAGGAGGAAGCUCCAGAUAUCUGGCUAGUAAAUAUGGAGCCAAUUGCAGAGGGAUAACUCUGAGUCCUGUGCAGGCUCAAAGGGCCAAUGCCCUUGCUGCUGCUCAAGGCCUGGCCAAUAAGGCAUCCUUUCAAGUUGCUGAUGCUCUAGCACAACCAUUUCCUGAUGGCCAAUUUGAUCUGGUGUGGUCCAUGGAGAGUGGGGAACACAUGCCUGAUAAAGCAAAGUUUGUUGAUGAGUUGGUUCGAGUUGCUGCCCCCGGAGCAACCAUAAUAAUAGUUACAUGGUGCCACAGGGAUCUUGAUGCUUCUGAACCGUCCUUGAAGCCGGAUGAGAAGAAGCUGCUGGACAAGAUAUGCAACGCUUUCUAUCUUCCAGCUUGGUGUUCUACUGCUGACUACCUCAAGCUACUUGAGUCGUACUCACUUGAGGAUAUCAAGGCUGAUGACUGGUCUAAAUAUGUUGCCCCAUUUUGGCCGGCAGUGAUUCGCUCAGCAUUGACAUUUAAGGGUUUAUUUUCUUUGUUUCGAACAGGAACAAAAACAAUUAAAGGAGCAUUGGCAAUGCCGCUGAUGAUCCAAGGAUUCAAGAAAGAUCUAAUCAAGUUUUCCAUUAUUACAUGCCGAAAACCUGAAUAGAUCUCAGUAUGAUAGGGGCUUCUCCACUAUAUUAAAAUGAAUAAGUGAAGCAUGAGAAUGCCAUUAGUGAUCCAAGGACACACGAAAGGUCCAAGAAUCCGGCUAUUACUUGUAAUGGCAGUGUAGUUUUAGUUUGUUUAUCUUAUAGUCUUGGGGGUUGGCCGGAAACGAAAUGAGUAGAUGCAUGUCUUGUUCAACCCAAUCAUCUGUAAUCAUCAGUCAUCACACAAUUUCUCUCUGUAAGCUCUUGAGAAUUCAGACUUUCAUCCAUAUUUAUACCUGAUUAUGUAGCCAUUAGUACG
This is a messenger RNA of Argentina anserina (silverweed cinquefoil), 1376 nucleotides long. Its product is annotated as tocopherol O-methyltransferase, chloroplastic. Bases 31 to 1074 code for a protein of 347 amino acids. Gene Ontology annotation, biological process: methylation. NCBI's taxonomy places the organism in Eukaryota, Viridiplantae, Streptophyta, Magnoliopsida, Rosales, Rosaceae. Gene Ontology annotation, molecular function: S-adenosylmethionine-dependent methyltransferase activity. The transcript has 7 exons. The record is from RefSeq and is a predicted model, not a curated record.